AUGAGCACCCCAGAAAACGUCUCCUUCCUAUCCCGCCGGUACAAACUGGCGGCACACUUCUACCCCCCAGCUCCCAACUCCCCCAACCGCAACGGAGCAGCCGUCGUCAUCGCCCACCCCUGGACCUCCAUUAAAGAGCAGUCACCCGCCAACUACGCCCGCAUCCUCACCCAAGCAGGCUUCACCUGUCUCGCCUAUGACGCCGCCUACCAAGGCGAAUCCGAAGGCGAACCCCGCUACCUCGAAGACCCCGCCCAACGCGUCGAGGACAUCAAAUCCGCCGUGACAUACCUCAUCAGCCGCAAAGAUGUAAACAACGACCUCAUUGGUGUGCUGGGCAUCUGCGCCUCCGGCGGCUAUGCACCAUUCGCAGCACAGACCGACCUCCGCAUCAAAGCCGUCGCGACCUCCGCAGCCGUCUGCGUCGGCACAAUGGCGCGCCGCGGCCUCGACAAGGAUACCUCCAACAUGGAGAUCCUCAAGACGCAGCUUGAGGCUGCAGCCAAGGACCGAAAUAGCGAUGUCACUGGGGAGAAGGUCCCCAUCGUGCACAUGCUCCCGGAACGCAUCGAGGAUAUGCCUGCCGACUAUCCCGAUUCAUUCCGGGAUUUGGCGGAUUACUAUCGGACCAAGAGGGCGAAUCACCCUCGUGCGCCGAAUGUGUGCCUGCCAAGGAGCUGGGACCUCAUGGCGAACUUUGAUGCGUUUGCGUUCAAUGAGAUGAUUAGUCCGCGGCCGUUGCUGAUGGUUACGGGGUCGACGGCGGCGACGAAGUGGUAUAGUGAGGAUGGGGUGGCCAAGGCCAAGGAGCCAAAGGAGCUUUUUGUGGUGGAUGGGUUGACGCAUGCGGAUCUGUAUGACAAGGUUGAAAAGCCUGGGGCUAAGAUUGUGGAGUUCUUUGGCAGGUAUCUUGUCUGA
Messenger RNA from Aspergillus lentulus, 918 nucleotides. Its product is annotated as alpha/beta hydrolase. NCBI's taxonomy places the organism in Eukaryota, Fungi, Ascomycota, Eurotiomycetes, Eurotiales, Aspergillaceae. The record is from RefSeq and is a predicted model, not a curated record.